GGCUUACCUGCACGGCUCGGAGCUCGUGGCCCGGUUCCAGAGGCGAUGCGGACUCUUCCUCGUCGACGCCGCGCGUCACCAGCGCCCGGAUCAGAACCCCAACCACUGUGAAGGCAAAGAGAACCGGGGAGCCGUCGGUGUAAGUGGGACAGAAGCUGUUCUUCCCAGUGUGUCGAAGCAUGAUUUUAAUUUAAAAACAGAGACCACACUGGCCAUCGUAGAGACGUAAGUAUUUUCAUUUGACUCAGUGUGAGAUUCCUUUUAAAAAGGAAUGAUUGGACCAAUAGCUGGGCUGCUUGAGGAGUCAGGUGUGCAACAGGUUGACUCAGCCUCCGUUUACACACCGAACCAACCAAACCGGCUUCUCUGGUCCGUCAGCCACCAGAUCCCCAUCGGCACAAGAUGUAGAGUUGCAUUGCAGGGAGGGGUCUCUCAUGCAACUCUUCAUGGAGGCUGGACCACGCAGAUGAACACGUGGGUGGAGGUUGAGGAUCAGCUUGGACACUGUUGCACCUUAAUUACUCAAAUAGUCAAAUCCAUAAAAGGAACAGACGGAAAAUCCAAAUAGCGUGACUUUGUUUUACAUACCUCUACCUCCUGUAGUUUACCUACCUGUAGUUUACCUGUUCAAACAGUAAUAUGAUAUAAUUUAUGGCUCUCGCCACGUUGAUGUAACAAUGACGUCAUCAAGGUUUUCUGGGCUGGGUCUACAGAUAAGUAACCGGGAGUCGGCCACAUGAAUCCGAGGUGUGUGGAAUUUGAAGUGAAAGUCCUUGCGUUGCAUCAUGGGAAGUGUAGGAUCCAGUCUUUCUGGAACUCGAUGCUCACCAGUGGCUAAAGGCCUCGACAGCUGGCAGCUUGGUAUUUAUUUAAAUGUGAUGUAAAAGAAGCUGCAAAUCAAAGCGUGUUAACAUGCAUCACAGGCAUCAUAAAAAUACCCAAACUGCUUCCAUCGUAACUUUAAAAAUCCCAUCUUCCUCGGACAUGAAUCAUUCCCAUUACCUCGUGACGCUGUCCUGACCUUUCGAUGUCACCCAAACUGGAAAAAUCCACUCUUAAAUUAAACGUUUUUAAUUGUAAUGCUCCGACCGGCCACUGAAGAUGGAUCAUAUCAACUGUACUGGAGUCGGAGCCUUUGAAUCCUUAUAUUCUGGUGUGGGGAUGAGAUCCAUCCUUCAUUGUACUGAAGGCCCAACCAGUGACGCUUCCACGCCGCCGAUAGUUCUGUUGAACCAGCUCUCGCUCUGCAUAGCGAUCGGAACAUCUCAAAGCUCAGAUGGUUUCCAUAAUACCAGAAAAGGGUCCUUUCAUUUUCCUGCACUUGUGGGCCCCCUUCACACUCAUCCUUGUUUCCUUGUUUCCUCCCUGCAGGCAGGCAGCGGGCCUCGCUACCAGGUGACCAACUGGCCUUUGCACUUCCUCUUCCUGGUGUCGGCCGGCCUGGGGCACGAACUCUUCUACAUCACCUGCCUGCCGAGCAUCCACUGGAGCCUGGACCCGUUCCUGUGCCGACGCCUCGUCAACAUGUGGACUUUGGUGAUGUACGUGGGCCAGGUGACGAAGGACGUGCUGAAGCUGCCCCGCCCCCUCUCGCCCCCCGUGGUCAAACUGGAGACGCGCGUCGACGCCGAAUACGGGCUGCCCUCCACCCACGCCAUGGCCGCCACCGCCAUCUCCUUCACGGUGCUGCUGAGCGCCCCGUCCAGGUUACAGUUCCAGUUCGAGGUGGGUCUGCUGAUUGCUCUGACGCUGUCGUCUUUGGUGUGUCUGAGCCGCCUCUACACCGGCAUGCACUCCGUUUUGGACGUGCUCUGCGGCGCUCUGCUCUCCGCCCUCAUCCUCGCCCUCACCUUCCCGUACUGGGAGGCCUUCGACCGCCUCCAGCUCACCAGCGGCGCCUCCCCCGUGGCGGCGCUCCUGCUGCCGCUCCUCCUCGGCUACACCUACCCGCGGGUGGAGCGCUACAGCACCACGCGGGGGGACACCGCCACCAUCCUGGGGGCCGGCGCCGGCUGCUCGGUGGGCUACUGGGCCAACGAGCGGCUGGGCCUCACCUUCGAGCCCCGGGGGCCGCUGCCGGCGCCGCUGCCCGCGCUCACGCCCGGCGCCCUGGCGCGAGGGGCGGCGCGCUUCCUGGUGGGGGUCGCGGCCCUGCUGGCGACUCGGCAGGCGGCGAAGGCGUCCAGCCUGCGGGCGCUGUACGCGUGGUACGGCGUGCGGGGGGGCGACCGCGCCACCGGCGCCGCCGCAGCCAGGAGGCGAGAGAUCGAAGUGCCGUACAAGUUCUUCACGUACACGGCCGUGGGGCUCGUCAACGCCGUACUGGUCAACAGGGUGUUCGUUCUACUGGGGCUCCUGUGACCCCCCCCAAAGACUCAUUUAUUUCACUGUGACAUCUGUGGACUUUUAUUUUAAGUGUGAAUGAAUGUAACUGAAUUAAAGUAAAAUGAAAAACUGUUACUGAUACUGUUGUUACCUCCUCAAAGCGGUGUGACUGGAACUCGCUGACUUCCUUUCAGCCCUCGUCCCUCGAUGUGACGGCGUGCGCUCAGAAGCCGAACGGGUCGGAGCACCUGUCAGACUGCGUUUUACGCGGCGGGCUUGUUAUCUGGCACA
This is a messenger RNA of Pungitius pungitius (ninespine stickleback), 2616 nucleotides long. It is a transcript of the gene sgpp2, whose product is annotated as sphingosine-1-phosphate phosphatase 2. Gene Ontology annotation, biological process: sphingosine metabolic process. The record is from RefSeq and is a predicted model, not a curated record. The transcript has 4 exons. Gene Ontology annotation, cellular component: endoplasmic reticulum membrane. NCBI's taxonomy places the organism in Eukaryota, Metazoa, Chordata, Actinopteri, Perciformes, Gasterosteidae. Gene Ontology annotation, molecular function: sphingosine-1-phosphate phosphatase activity. Bases 1102 to 2361 code for a protein of 419 amino acids.